Mandrillus leucophaeus (drill) is the source of this 2436-nucleotide messenger RNA. It is a transcript of the gene SH2D3A, whose product is annotated as SH2 domain containing 3A. The transcript has 10 exons. The coding region runs from base 271 to 2001 and encodes 576 amino acids. The record is from RefSeq and is a predicted model, not a curated record. Gene Ontology annotation, biological process: small GTPase-mediated signal transduction; positive regulation of peptidyl-serine phosphorylation. Gene Ontology annotation, molecular function: guanyl-nucleotide exchange factor activity; phosphotyrosine residue binding. Lineage: Eukaryota; Metazoa; Chordata; Mammalia; Primates; Cercopithecidae.
AAGUUAGUUUGAGGCGGGGCCUGCAGGGGGCGGGGCCUGCAGGAGCCGUGGUCAGGUAACUGGACUGGGUUCCCGCUAGGUGUGGUCUCGGAAGGCUGGGGCGGUGGCAACGUGGAGGGCGGGGGUGACAGCAGCCCCGAGCCGCAGAGCCUCAGCUUCCGCCUGGUCCCAGCCUCGUGGGAGCCCCGCGGGUCCUGCCUAGAUGUGGAAGACUGAGGCCUGUUGCAAGUGCAGAGCUCAGCCCUUGAACCCUCUGUCCCCAAGAGCUCCAUGCAGGUGCCACAGGAUGGAGAAGACCUUGCUGGCCAACCCUGGUACCACGGCCUCCUGUCCCGCCAGAAGGCUGAAGCUCUUCUUCAGCAAGAUGGCGACUUCCUGGUUCGUGCCUCUGGGUCUCGUGGGGGCCACCCCGUGAUCUCCUGCCGCUGGCGGGGCUCAGCCCUCCAUUUUGAGGUGUUCCGUGUGGCCCUGCGUCCCCGGCCAGGCCGACCCACAGCUCUCUUUCAACUGGAGGAUGAGCAGUUCCCCAGCAUGCCCGCUCUGGUUCACAGUUACGUGACAGGCAGGCGCCCACUGUCCCAGGCCACAGGGGCUGUGGUCUCCAGGCCUGUGACUUGGCAGAGGCCUCUGCGACGCAGCUUUAGCGAGGACACCCUGAUGAAUGGCCCAGCUCGGACAGAGCGUCUCAGGGCAAGGAAGUGGAGCAACAGUCAGCCUGCAGAUUUGGCACAUAUGGGACAGUCAAGAGACGACCCCACUGGGAUAGAAGCCUUCGCCAUGCCCGUAUCUGCCUUGCCCCGAACGGGCAGUGACCCCGUGUUGCUGAAGGCCCCUGCUCCCCUGGGAACUGUUGCCAACAGUCUCAGAGCCUCCGAUGGGCAGCUUCAAGCCAAGGCACCAGCGAAGCCUCCCCGGACACCCUCCUUCGAACUUCCUGAUGCCUCUGAACGUCCCCCAAUGUACUGCGAGCUGGUGCCCCGAGUAUCCUGUGUCCAGGGAACAUCCCUGAGCCAAAGCUGCCCAGAGCCAGAGGCCCCAUGGUGGGAGGCUGAGGAGGAUGAGGAGGAAGAAAACAGAUGUUUUACAAGACCACAGGCUGAGAUCUCUUUCUGCCCCCCUGAUACCCCCUCCUGCCUCCUGGGCCCCCAGAAUCGGCCCCUGGAACCCCAAGUCCUGCAUACUCUCCGUGGCCUGUUCCUGGAACACCAUCCUGGGAGCACUGCCCUUCACCUGCUAUUGGUAGACUGCCAGGCCACAGGCCUCCUGGGAGUGACCAGGGAUCAGCGGGACAACAUGGGGGUCUCAUCUGGCCUGGAGCUGCUCACUCUUCCCCAUGGAUGUCGCUUGAGGUUGGAACUGCUGGAGAGGCAUGAGACACUGGCGCUGGCCGGGGCACUGGCAGUGCUGGGCUGCUCGGGGCCGCUGGAGGAGCGCGCAGCCGCACUGAGGGGCCUGGUAGAGCUGGCGCUGGCGCUGCGGCCAGGGGCAGCGGGGGACCUGCCCGGGCUGGCUGCGGUCAUGGGCGCCCUGCUCAUGCCCCAGGUGUCCCGGUUGGAGCACACGUGGCGCCAGCUCCGAAGGAGCCACACGGAGGCUGCGCUGGCCUUUGAACAGGAGCUGAAGCCGCUGAUGCGGGCUCUGGAUGAGGGCGCUGGACCCUGCGACCCCGGCGAGGUGGCGCUGCCGCACGUGGCACCCAUGGUGCGCCUGCUGGAGGGCGAGGAAGUCGCGGGGCCGCUGGAUGAGAGCUGCGAGCGGCUGCUGCGCACCCUGCACGGGGCGCGUCACAUGGCCCGGGACGCACCCAAAUUCCGCAAGGUGGCAGCCCAGCGCCUGCGAGGAUUCCGGCCUAACCCAGAGCUGAGGGAGGCCCUGACCACCGGCUUCCUGCGGAGGCUGCUCUGGGGUAGCCGGGGCGCGGGAGCUCCGCGCGCUGAACGCUUUGAGAAGUUCCAGCGCGUCCUCGGCGUCCUGUCACAGCGCCUGGAGCCUGACAGCUGAGAGCGCAGACCCCUUUCUUCACACCCGGGACCCCCAGGUUUUUGAAGACCCCGGAAGAGACCAAAGGAGUCGUCCCAGGCUCCUCACGUCCUCAGGCGGAAACCUGCCCUGUGCCUCACAGCAGAGGUGGGGAGGGCAGUCAGGGUCAUCCGGGGCAUGGUGAACAUGUGACCUGCAGAUCUGGCAUCAGAGGCCAGAGUUCAAAUGUGACUCCGCUUCUUAAAAGCUGUGAUUUCUAGCAGAUCACUUCACCUCUCUGUGUCUGCCUUUAACAAAAUCAUGGCUGUGCAGCAGCUCAGGCCUGUAAUCUCAGCACUUGGGGAGGCCGAGGCGGAAGGAAGGCUUGAGGCCAGGAGUUCAAGACCAGCCAGGGCAACAUGGUGAGACCUCAUCUCUACAAAAACUGAAAAAUAAAAAACUUUUACAAAAUGUAAA